CACUGAUGUUUAGUUAACACUGAAAUUUCUUUAAUGAGGUUCGGUUUAAAAUCGAGCUAAAUUUUACAUUUGAUCCAGGGUUUUCAAUAUACUAUUAUAUUUCAAAUCUUGUUGUUAGGGUGGUGCAAUGUGAUGGAUGAAUUAGUUUUAUUAAAGAAUUUUGUUAUAGCACAGUUAACCUUUUAGUGAUGAUACCACAACACUAACUCUUAACCAAGCAAUAAGAACAAUAAGCAUACAAGUAAUUAGCAUAUCAUUAAGUUUAUCUCUCACUGAUUUGGCGAAAUAAGAUAGCGAAAAGUCAUAAAACCACGAUGUAGCAGACCGCGGCGCUUCACUCCGAACAAAUUUAAAAUAACAUAGUGUCUUCUACCCCGAAUGAGUUCAGACCAACGUAUCGAAUUAUGGAAACAAAUACUAAAAUGGAGCCAACAAAAGUUAGCCCCUUAAGAGUCAACACUGUGCGUAUCUUUAGCUUAGCCAGUGCCUUACUGCUCACAAUGAUAAUUACGGUGAUGUGUAUCGGAUUUCUAAUGAGUUAUGAGGUGGCCACUGAGGUAUCCAGCAUAGAGGACAUACCCUAUUGGAAGGACAAACUGCCGCCGGAGCAACAGUUAUGGUACGAUGAAGCAAUUGAAGAGCUACAGUUGGCGUUGAAAAGAGACUUGCGUAAGCAGCUGGCGAAUAAUACAAUCAUCUUCCUGACGAGCGGCAUUGAUACGGAGACAAUGGCCGCAGCGCGUGCAUUGCUAGCGAACCGAACCAAACCACAGACAGUGUUGAGCUGGGAGCGAUUUCCACAUCUCGGCAGAUUGAAGAAUAGUUGCAGCAGCACGGAUCUCUGUGAUCCAUUCACUGUAGCCAGCGCCAUUUUUAAUGGUGUGCGCUCCAACUUUCGUGUCGGUGGACUCGAUUCUGGUGUGUUGUUUCGCGAUUGCGCUGCUGCGGCAAAUGUUAGUCAUCAUGUGAAGAGCUUAGUAGAGCAAGCGCAGAAGACUGGACUACGUACCGGAUUUGUGACUACCCUACGUGUUACCGGCGCAAGCAUGGCGGCGUUGUACGCACGUACACCGAACACAGCUUGGGAAUGUGAUGCUGCAUUGCCGGUAGCAGCUACCGCUGCCGGUUGCGUUGACGUGGCGCAGCAACUGAUCAAAAGUAAGACUGGUCGUAAUGUGAAUGUGAUCAUGGGUGGCGGGCGACAGACGCUCGUCUCGAAUGUGCCCAACACGGUUUGGGAUCCCGUCGACGAAACAACUUGCAAUUCGCAGGACAGUCGUAAUAUCAUCAGCGAUUGGCAGUUGAUGAAUGUGAAGCUGAAGCGCAACUUCGCCGUGUUGCUGAAUAGGGACGACUUACGCGAGUUGAAUGGUACUAAUGUCGACUAUGUCAUGGGUAUUUUCGCUAACAACAAUUUGCAGCACACAAAUGAUGUGGAUGCGCGUAGGCGCCGCGUUCCACAAUUAUCCGAAAUGAUAGCGAAAAGCUUAAAAGUGUUAAAGCGUAAAAACAAGAGAUAUCUGUUGGUUGUGGAGAGUGGCGUCGAGUCCACAGCAAGUGUAGAUAAGCAAAUGGGUACUCUAUUGCAAUUAAAUGACGUAGUGGAGCAGACUCUGAACAAAAGUGAAAGUGGAACGCUGGUUUUGGUGCUUUUCACCAAUGGCAAGUAUGUACGUAAUGCAGUCGAAAGUAGUGCUGAAACAGAUGUUACAGCUAACGUGGUUGACUUUGGGAGUGAAGGAAACACAUCUAUAGACAGGCGUUUAUUCGAUAUGGCCACGGAAGCUGUAGUUUAUGCAAAAGGACCACGGUCUUACCUGCUACAUGGCGUUCACGAGGAAACUUAUAUGUCGUAUGUCUUAUCUUAUGCAUUACAAAUGGGUCAUUUCAAGCCAAGUUCCGAUAUCGAAAAAAGGCAUAGAUAAAUGGUUAUAUUUGCAUUUUUAUUAAUUACAUUUUAUUAAUUAAAACCAAUAAUUAUUACAUUAAAUACUCGUUUAAGUACA
Bactrocera oleae (olive fruit fly) is the source of this 2006-nucleotide messenger RNA. It is a transcript of the gene Alp13, whose product is annotated as Alkaline phosphatase 13. Gene Ontology annotation, molecular function: alkaline phosphatase activity. Lineage: Eukaryota; Metazoa; Arthropoda; Insecta; Diptera; Tephritidae. Gene Ontology annotation, biological process: dephosphorylation. The record is from RefSeq and is a predicted model, not a curated record.